ACGCACUUCCGGUCGGUAGGGGGACGUGUCCCUGGCGCGCGGCGGGAGCAGGCGCCAUGGCGGAGGCGCAGAACGGCAGCGCCGGGCCUCAGGCCGUGCCCGCCGCCAGCGCCCGGCCUCCCGCCACUCCCGAGGGCGUCGCCUUGGCUUACGGCAGCCUCGUCCUCAUGGCGCUGUUGCCCAUCUUCUUCGGGGCUCUGCGCUCCGUCAGCUGCGCCAAGAGCAAGAACUCCUCAGAGAUGCCGGAGACCAUUACCAGCCGAGAUGCUGCUCGCUUUCCCAUUGUUGCCAGUUGUACCCUUCUGGGCCUCUACCUCUUCUUUAAAAUAUUCUCUCAAGAGUACAUCAAUCUUCUGCUUUCUAUGUAUUUCUUUGUGCUGGGGAUCCUCGCCCUGUCCCACACCAUCAGCCCCAUGAUGAACAGAUUCUUCCCUGCAAAUUUCCCCAACAAACAGUACCAGCUCCUCUUCACCCAGGGCUCCGGGGAGAGCAAGGAAGAAAUAGUGAAUUACGAGUUUGACACCAAGGAUCUCGUAUGCCUGGCCCUGAGCAGUGUUGUUGGGGUCUGGUACCUGCUGAGGAAGCACUGGAUUGCCAACAAUCUCUUCGGGCUGGCGUUUUCCCUCAAUGGAGUGGAGCUGCUGCACUUGAACAACGUCAGCACUGGCUGCAUCUUGCUUGGGGGCCUCUUCAUCUACGACGUCUUCUGGGUUUUUGGUACCAACGUGAUGGUGACAGUUGCCAAAUCGUUUGAGGCCCCAAUAAAACUGGUUUUCCCUCAGGACCUGCUGGAGAAGGGCCUGGAGGCUGACAACUUUGCCAUGCUGGGGCUGGGAGACAUUGUCAUUCCAGGGAUCUUCAUCGCCUUGCUGCUGCGCUUUGACAUCAGCUUAAAGAAGAACACGCACACGUAUUUCUACACCAGCUUUGUGGCCUACAUCUUUGGGCUGGGCCUGACCAUAUUCAUCAUGCACAUCUUCAAGCAUGCCCAGCCUGCUCUUCUGUACCUGGUCCCUGCGUGCAUUGGAUUCCCGCUUCUUGUGGCCUUGGCAAAAGGAGAAGUAACCGAAAUGUUCAGCUAUGAGGAGAGCUCUACCCCCAAGGAGGUGCCGAGGGCCUCCAAAGAGGAGACGAUAGAAGCUGACAAGAAAGAGAAGUGACCUUGCCCAUGGACCAACCCUGGCGCCGCUGGGCUGAGGCCCUUCCAGACCCUUCGCAAGUGACAGACGAAACAGUUGUGCCAGAGCAUCGUGUUGUGUGUGUUGGAGCAGCCACCCAGGUGGGGUAUUGAUGUACACCACAUAUCCACCCCUCCUGCUGCCCCCUGGGGCCGUGCAGCCACACUCUCCUUUGCUUUGUCUCCUACGUGAGUGCAAAGCAGGCAGGGGACAAACCACAGGCCGGUUUUUAAAUUUUGUAUUGUGCAUUUGCUUUCUCUCAUAUUAAACCAUCUCAAAGGAAGGAGAGGUAA
Phasianus colchicus (ring-necked pheasant) is the source of this 1471-nucleotide messenger RNA. It is a transcript of the gene HM13, whose product is annotated as histocompatibility minor 13. The record is from RefSeq and is a predicted model, not a curated record. NCBI's taxonomy places the organism in Eukaryota, Metazoa, Chordata, Aves, Galliformes, Phasianidae. Gene Ontology annotation, biological process: membrane protein proteolysis. Gene Ontology annotation, cellular component: membrane; lumenal side of endoplasmic reticulum membrane; cytoplasmic side of endoplasmic reticulum membrane. Gene Ontology annotation, molecular function: aspartic endopeptidase activity, intramembrane cleaving.